Gracilinanus agilis (Agile Gracile Mouse Opossum) is the source of this 1049-nucleotide messenger RNA. It is a transcript of the gene RSPO1, whose product is annotated as R-spondin 1. The record is from RefSeq and is a predicted model, not a curated record. The transcript is spliced from 3 exons. The coding region runs from base 485 to 754 and encodes 89 amino acids. Lineage: Eukaryota; Metazoa; Chordata; Mammalia; Didelphimorphia; Didelphidae.
CCGAGCGGAGGAGAGGGGGCGCGGGAGGCUGGGCGCACGGGGCUGGCCGGCAGCGCCCCUCGCCCCCUCCCGGCCCCUGUCCCUGCCUUCAGGACUGCUUCGGACCGGACAGGGAAGGAUAGCUGGGGCCCAAGCAUAGUCGGAUUUGGGGCAUCGCGAAACCAGCCGAGGUUCCAUUUAGGUGUGACGUGCCUUAAUGUUCCAACAGAAAUUAUAAGCAGCUGUCCUUGGAUGUGACAGUGCCUCUCUUUCCACCUCUCCCUAAGCCUCCAAGGUGGGGAAAGAAUUUCUGAAUUCCCUAUGGGGCUGACAGCAGAGCUGCACCUCCCCUGCCCUCCUCCAUCACCCACUGAGAUUAUGGUGGCUGUGGGCUAUGGUCCAGACCUGGGACCCACCUCGCUGACCCAGCCCUGCAGCCACUAGCUGGAGCUAGGUGCCCCCAGACCACGCUGCCUUUCGGGGGGCCAGGAGCUGGGGAGUGACUAUGCGGCUUGGACUGUUGGUGGUGGCCCUCAUUCUGAGCUGGAUGCAUCUUGCUGGCAGUAACCGAGGACUGAAGGGGAAAAGGCAGAGGCGGAGACAAAAGAGACGGAAGGACGGACAGGGACGGCGGGAGAAUGCCAAUGGGAACCUGAGCAGGAAAGAAAGCAAAGAGGCCCGCCUGGGCUCCCCUCGAAGACGGAAGGGACAGCAGCCACCGCCGCCGCAGCACAGAGGGACGGAAGGUCCCCUCCCAGCUGCCGGGCCUGCCUAGGGAUGCUCUAGGACUCUAGAAACAGAAAGGCAACGCUGCUACGUAUAGGAGAGCUUAACGGGCCUGGAGGACUGCCGCAACACAUAUUCACACACAGGUACACACACGAGGCGUGUCCAUGGAUACAGAAAACACAGACCUCCCAACACAUCCACUUACACCCACGGAACUCACAGACGUGCAUUCACACCCCCCUGCUCAGACAGACACACAUAAAAAAGGAAGACCGGACCUUCUGCCUUAGAAUCCGUACUGUGUAUUGGUUCCGAGGCAGAAGAGUGGGAAGGGAUAAGCA